GCAGUGGGCAGUGAAACCUUUCAAGUGAACCUGCCUCGUGCCUCACUGUAUAUAGAGUUCAGUGUUUACAUACUCGUCGCUUGAUAGAGACACAAUGUCAGAACAAAAAAAAACACUCGCUGUAUUUGUGUUCGUGAGUAGACUUAGAAGCUAUUAAAGACAGAUUAGGCCCGAGGGCUGACAGAGAAUAUUGACACUGUGAUUAGCGUGCAAACUUAAAACUUCAUUGACAUUUUUAGUGCAAUUUUUUCACAUGUGCGCUUUUCUAUUUUCAAAGGGAAUUAAUUCAAAUCUUGACAUGAACUGAAAGACUUAUCAGCGAAGUAGUAUCAACAAGAAGGGGAGAGAAUAGACAUAGCACCGGCAAGACGUGAGACUAAGGGAGAUAAGCGUCGCGAUGAAGACUGCGUGAGUUAAGGAACUUGGCUCACCUAAACAAAACAAAAAAAUCCAUCUCUGUGGUGUGAGUUUGGUUUUCGCGCAAUUACUGUUGCCCCUACCUACGUCUGGAUUAUUUCCCCUCAGUCAGUGGAUUGUGCUGGAUUAAGUGGAUUACCGACACGCUCAGCCUCGUGGAAAUGUAGGAUGAAAGGUCUGAGUUGGUCAUUUGCUGUGGCGAUGCUGCUGUUCGUACGGACACGGACAUUCGAAACAGGAAUAGACAAAGGUACUGUCCAUUGUUCACGAGAGAAAGGCAAUGAGGUUCUUCAUGCUGAGAAAGGUGACCAUGGCUUCAUCGUCUCUGGUAGCUACCCUGGAAACUACAGCACUGGGGGCAAGACAGGCCUGUGGUGUCAGGUCCACAUCCAGGUGUGUAGCACCUGCAAACUACAACUGGAGUUCCUGGAGCUGACCUUCACCCCGUGUACGCCACACAGGCACCGGAGCCACAACAAGGACUGGUGUCACCUGGGGUGUGACCACAUACACGUAUAUGAGGUAGACCCUCCUUACAACAAAGUGACCCACAAGGACUAUUUCUCUGCAAACGAGAGUGACCAAUACACGUCCAUUUCUGGUAACUUGAAAAUCCGCCAUUGUGUGGCAAGCACUCACGAGGACGAUGGGAAGAGGUUUAAAAUAGCCUACAAAGUAUUAGAUAAAAAAGAAAUUUUCAAAGGCGUUGUAUCUCAAUAUGGGGAUGUCAGGGGCAUUGUCAAGUCACCAAACUUUCCUCAUGGCUAUGCCCUCAACGGAGAGUCUUUCACCUUUGAGAUCCAUAACCUUGACCCCUAUGGUCAUGUCAGACUGACAUUUGAUGAUUGGGAUAUUGCACAGGAAACUAAAGUCAAGAUUUAUGACGGAUUCUGGGGCGCCAUCAACCAUACCACCCUGGAGAGAUACCCACGGCCGGUGUUUGUCUCAGUGACCAACACGAUUGCCAUUGUGAUGACUACUGGGUCAGUGAGUACGGCCAGUGGGGGUCAGGUCAGCGAUUGCUGUCACUUUAGUGGCUUCAAAGCUGAGUACCAGUUCGUUUCAGAGUAUGAAUGGAAAGAAAAACCCGAUGCCUCCUGUAGUGAGGUUCACCCGCUUCAAGGUGGAGGCUCUCUUUCUUUUUCUGGCUCAACAGAUCAAGUUCCAAAGUUCUACGACUGUGUCUGGCUGAUCAAACGUUACAGUUCUACCAAUACUGCUGACGCCGUCAUGCUGAAGUUACGUGAAGUCUUAUUGGGAGAUGGCUGGCUAAGGUUUGGAAAGCGCAAUAAUCUGGAAAUCAGAAAUGGGGUUACUUCUGAGGCGCCUCUGGUGGCCAGGUACACUGCGCGAAAUUUGACAGACAUUCCAUCGCCCAUCUGGUCGAGGACCGGACUGUACAUACGGCUGAGGGGCGGGUUUUUCAGGACAGACAAACUGUCCUUCACCUUUACUGCCGUAAAGAAUGUUACUGGAGAUGGCGAGGGCUGCCCUGGUUACUUUGACUUCCUGUGCCGUAACUUGCUGUGUAUAGACCAGGAACUUCUGUGUGAUGGACUUGACCACUGUGGGGAUGGUUCAGAUGAAAGCCCUGCCGUUGACUGCUCUGUGUCUGAACUAUUGAAACACACUUUCAAGUGGAGUAUGCCUUAUAUAGUCGAUACAACUGUAGCUAACAAGCCGUACUGUCAAGGGAUUGUGUGCGGUGCAAAGUGUAUAGUUUUAGAUCAACUCUGUGAUGGGGUAGUGGAUUGUGAGGACAGUAUGGAUGAAAGUAGCUGUGCUAAAAAAGUGCACAGAUCAGGAAGUCCUAUGUUAACUAAACCUAUUUUUCUGCUAGCAUUUUUAUUGGCUUGUUAUUUCAUUGGUUUGAAACAAGGGAGAUGAUAAACUGAACAAAGGCAGCACUUCUUCAGCAUUUAUUUUGUCAAUGUGUUUUCAUUCAUCAAGAUACAACACUUGGACCUCGCAGUGACUUCAUUCUAGUUGGAUUUUUAAACAAAGCUACAAUUUAAUUUCUUCCAACUGAUCUAGGCUAAAUGUUCGUUAAACUCCAAUAUGUCUAUGGAUACAAAACAAAUAUUGAACUGUUCAACUCUGAUGAAGUCUUUAUGUUAAAUAAAAGGAUAUGAACAAAACAAAAAAACAUUGCAAGAAAAACAACAUAACUUUAUGUUACUUUGGAAAAGCUAGAUCAUUUUUUUUUUUAAAUUUCUAUUGUUUACCACAGAAACUAGGUCAAAAACUUCACAAUAUUGUUUAGUGUUCUCUCCACAAUGUUCUAUAGAUAUCUUAAAGUUCACUAUCACAAUUUCUGUUAUUGAUCUGAAUUUUUUUUUCUUUUUUUUUUGGACAUAAAUUUGUUGCUUUUAAGAACACUUUGAAAAAAAUAGUUCAUUUUUCAUUCUCAUAGUGAAAUAGUUUCCUUCUUUUGGACUUCAGAAUAAAAGUGAGCAAAAUAAUGGAGUGGCUGAUGUGAACAUCUUUGUAGAGCAUUUUAUGUUCAAAAAAUACAUGAGUUUAAUAUUUUGUUGGUGUUUCCAGAGCUGGAUUUGGGGGAAGGCAGGUGGGGCUACUUCCCCAUAGAAAAAAGUUCCUGAAGUUCCAUUUGUUAAUACAAUUAAUUUAGUUUUUAAUAAAUUGUAUUUCAAUUUAACUAGUUACUACAUUCUUUGUUUCAAUAAUUUUAUGUGUUGGUAAUACAUUUGUCUAAGAUAUGACGGAAAACUAUUGUUUCUUGCUUUUGAAAAACAAAAUUAUGGGGCUUCUGCUCUUGCUUGCCCCAGCGCCUCUAGACCUAUAAAUCGGGCCCUGGGUAUUUCCUAUAAGUUACAAAGUUGUAUUGCAGUAAAUGGUCUGAGAUGAAUACUGCUUGUCAACAUACAGGACUAAAUUAGUUUUAAGUUAUUAUUUGUCUCACAAACUGAAUGCUAUAUUUGUGAUAUUGUAUAAUUAAUUAUGUGUCAAGUCUUUGUGAUAUUGUAUUCAUAUGCUUGGAUUGUAAUAAGCUGUAGACUUGUUCUUAUUUACUUUUGUUGGUCAAAUUAAUAUGAGGUGUUCAUGCAGUAUUUCAUUUGGUCUGUUUUCAGCAUCAUUUUUUUCAACUACAUUUUGUGUCUAUGUUAUCUUAAGUAUUUACUUGUAAAUGUUUUUCAAGUUAUAAUAAUUGUUACAAUUAUUGACCUAAUUUUGUAACAGCUUGUAUAAAAUAAGGUUUUAAGAGAUGCAAACUGCUCAUGAUUCUAGUCUAAUUAUAAUCUAAUUAUAUACAAAUGUGCAUAUUAAGUGGAAAGUGAGCUUAGUGUCCAGAUGGUCAAAGUUCUCAUUUGGGUUUUAGGUUAACAGUGAAUGCUAUUUUUUUAUUUAAAUCUUGAGACUUUGAAACAGCUCUGAUGUUAUCAAUUGUGUGAGUACCUUCCACUAGUUUGGACAAAUUUUAAUUUGCCUAUGGUUAAGGUUACUGACGAUAGAGAGAUGUGAACAUAACACCUGGUCUGAUCAGUAGUUCUUCAAUAUUUUUCUUGCAGUCUCUGUUCAAUACAGGAGAGAUAUUUAGUUCAAUCAAACUUUAAAUAUGUCACAUUAACCAGAGAGAACUUAUUGUGGUCUGCUUGUUCAUAGAUACCAGCAAGUGCUUUCUCUAGCCAAAUGUCUGCACUCUAACAGAAUGUCUGUAUUCUAGCAGAGUGUCUGUUCUGUAGCAGGGUGUAUGAUGUUACAAUCAAAAUAAACUCUAAUUGUUUUGUACUGCUAUGUCUAUCUCAACCCUGAUAGUUGUGCUCAAUUGAAGGAUGUAUUGAUGUCACUACACAAGACUCACUGUUAUUUUCAAAUGCAUUUUUAAAAACAUUCUUUGUGCCUGAUACAAUCUGUUUAUAUCUCAAUUAAAACACCAAAGUUUCA
Molecule: messenger RNA, 4320 nt
Organism: Biomphalaria glabrata
Lineage: Eukaryota; Metazoa; Mollusca; Gastropoda; Planorbidae
Exons: 15
Coding region: 586-2304 (572 amino acids)
Cellular component (GO): plasma membrane
Molecular function (GO): protein binding
Source: RefSeq, a predicted model, not a curated record